AUUUAAGUUAAACUUCGCGCGAAGUUAAAUGACCGCCAUUUAAAAAUUGCGAUAUUCGACAUUGUGCAAUUUUAAUCGCAUUCAACGCUCGGGCAUAGGUCAGUGAUGUCACCAAAGAGAAUUGGGUAAACCAGAAAUUAGUGGGGGUAAACAGAGAUCUCAGAUCAGUGAGUAUCCCUAAUGAUGUUCCAAAUAUAGUGCAGGAAAGUGGGCAACAGCCUUCAAAUCACAUUUGAAGGUCUCCUUCCAAAUGUAAAAAUCCCCCUAACCAUUCAUUGAAUGAAACAUGCUGAUCAGCCUGCAAAAUCUCAGAAGAUAGUCGACAGCAGGUUAAGGUGUAACUUUGCAAUGCGGAUCGUAACCUCACACUUGUUGUUUUUCUUAUUUAUUUCUACAACCAAAUAUGUAUCAUCGGUUUCACCUCAUCCGAAGCUACUUGUUGUAUCAUUUGACGCCUUUAGAUAUGACUAUUUUAAAAAGAACAUGACCCCUUAUAUGGACCAACUUAGAGAUGAAGGGACUCAUGCAGAUUACAUGUAUAAUAUUUAUCCCACAAAGACCUUCCCAAAUCACCAUACAAUUGCUACGGGCUUCUACGCUGAAACCCAUGGUGUUGUAGCUAACACCAUCAAAGAUCCAAUAAGUGGAAAAAUUGAAAGAGGCAGUGAUUAUUUGUUUCAUUACAAUAAUGAUAUAGCACCAAUUUGGAUAGUUAAUGAAAAAGCAGGAGAAGGCAGACACAGUGGAGUGAUGAUGUGGCCUGGGUGUAAUUUCAAGUUCCUCGAUAUUCUUCCCACAUUUCAAAGGAAAUUUGAUAAAAAUGCGCCUUGGCUUACUAGUGUGGACGAUUUGAUAUCUUGGUUCACACAUCCAACCACGCCAAUCAAUUUUGGGAUGUUGUACAUGAGCGAACCAGAUGAGCAUGGUCAUGCAUAUGCAUAUGAUUCUGGUCCUUUUAAGGAGACGCUCCGGCGAUUAGAUAAUCUCACUAGGUAUAUUCAAAAUAAGUUGAUUGUUAAUGGACUAUCAGAUAUCAAUGUCAUAUAUUUGAGUGAUCACGGUAUGGCACCAGUGACCGAAAGUAGUAUAAUAGACUUAAACAAAUUCGUCAAUCAGUCCGACUAUGAGAUUACUGAUGGUUCUCCAGGGCUACAUAUUUUUCCUACUGCUGGAAAAUUUGACUUAGUUUAUGAGCAAUUACUAAGAGCAAAACGUGAACUUGGACAUUUUACCGUUUUUAAAAGGGAAGAAAUUCCAGAUAGAUUUCAUUAUGGCAAAAAUCCUAGAGUAGCUCCAAUAUAUGUUAUAGCUGAUAUCGGGUACGUGUUUCAAGAUUAUUGGAAUAACAUCAGAGGUCUGGAGAAGCAAUGGAAUUAUACCGCUACCAAUGAAACAGAAUUUGGUUUUCAUGGAUGGUCCCCCGAAGAAGAAUCCAUGCGUCCAAUGUUUUUUGGAAACGGUCCAUCAUUCAAAAAACAUUAUACAAUCGAUCCUUUCCAUACUGUAGAUUUGUUUCCCUUAUUCUGUAAUUUAUUAGACCUGCCCUGUCCGCCAACGAAUGGAACCUUUGAUAAUGUAAAAGAUGCUCUAAAAAGUUCAGCUUCCACAACAACGUACAAACUUACAGGAAUAAUUAUUGGAGUUCUGGUACUCUUGGGAUUUGUCUGUGUGCUAGUUUGGUUCAUUAAGCGAUGGAGGGCCGAGAAAUCGAGUACAUAUUACAGUACUGAAUUUAGUCAAUGAACUAUGAACUUGAUCUCCUUCCCUAGCGUUCCGACACAAGAUAUCGAUAACGAAUAUUUUUAUCCUGAAGAUCCUGAGUUUGAUGAGCCCUGAAUAUUGACUAGUACUCAGUUGAAUGAUUCUUCGAGCGCUAGAUAUCAGUAAAUACGUUCAAAGUACGUAAAAUGUGAGAAAUCAAGCUUGUGCACUUACGAUUGUGUGAUUGAUUCACUGCUGACCUCUCAUGAUAAAACGAUGACGUACGUAUUUGUUCUAAGGUGCACGAAUGCAGUACAAUGUAUCAUUGAUUGAAGAUUCUUCAGUCAACCAAUUGCAGUUAGCAAACUGAAAAUAUAUUAAUUAUUAUUCUAAAAAUAAAUAAUAGAGGAAUCUCAAA
This is a messenger RNA of Athalia rosae (coleseed sawfly), 2119 nucleotides long. RefSeq names its product ectonucleotide pyrophosphatase/phosphodiesterase family member 5-like. Bases 280 to 1743 code for a protein of 487 amino acids. Lineage: Eukaryota; Metazoa; Arthropoda; Insecta; Hymenoptera; Athaliidae. The transcript is spliced from 8 exons. The record is from RefSeq and is a predicted model, not a curated record.